This is a messenger RNA of Hordeum vulgare subsp. vulgare (domesticated barley), 2487 nucleotides long. RefSeq names its product pentatricopeptide repeat-containing protein At5g39980, chloroplastic. NCBI's taxonomy places the organism in Eukaryota, Viridiplantae, Streptophyta, Magnoliopsida, Poales, Poaceae. The record is from RefSeq and is a predicted model, not a curated record. Gene Ontology annotation, molecular function: protein binding. The transcript has a single exon. The coding region runs from base 271 to 2229 and encodes 652 amino acids.
CUAAAAAUCCCUCCUGUUUGUUUUACAUGGAAUUUUUUAAGACUUUUUCUAGUCCCUGCAUCAAAAAAUUCGUGGAAACAAACACCCGAUAGCAUUUUUUUUGACGCAGCCAGUGUCCGCCACUUGAAGCCAUUUUGCUCCGACGAGUGUCCCAAUCCAGCCCGCUACGUCUCGCCUCGCAAAACGUCCCUGCACUGCCAGCGCCAAAAGAUCUCCUAUCCGUUUCCCGGCUGCCGCGCCACUCCCGCUCCCUUCCGCACCCCGAGACCAAUGCUGCCGCCGACGGCAGCAGCGGCCGCCGCCCUCCCUUCCCCGUCGCCGCACCGCCGCGGCCCCGCCGCAAGCGCAAAGUCCAUCUGGCUAAACCCCAACCUCCCGAGCUCCCACCCCCUCCACCGCCAAAAAUCCGCGGAGCUCCAGCGCCAGGACCACGCCCCCGACGUCGCCGCCCUCGUGGCAGCGCUCUCCGCGGCGCGCGCGGCCCCGGACCUGGCCGCCGCGCUCUCGCCGCACCGCCCCGUCUCCCCGCGCCUCCUCUGCACGCUCCUCUCCCGCCUCCCCGACCCGCGCCGCGGCGUCGCGCUGCUCGACCUCCUCGCUCCCGACCUCCCCUCCUCGGCGCUCCUCGUCCCCUACAACCUCCUGCUCCGCGCCGCCUCCCGCGCCGGCCAGCUCCGCCUCGCGUCGGGCCUCCUCCUCGAGAUGCGCGCCAGGGGCGUCGCGGCCGACGGCUUCUCCUACUCCACGCUCCUCGCCGCGCUCACCCGCGCGGGCCACCUGGACCACGCGCUCACCUUCCUCCCGCUCAUGGAGGCCGACGCCGUGGCGCCGGACCUCGUGCUCUUCUCCAACCUCAUCCACCUCGCCCUCCGCGCCGGCGACGCGCCCAAGGCGCUCGCGCUCUUCUCCCGCCUCCGCGCCGCGGGGAUCAGGCCCGACCUCAAGGCCUACAACGCCGCCAUCGCCGCCUACUGCAAGUCCGACCUGCUCCGCGACGCCAAGCGCCUGCUGCUCCACGACGUCCCCGCCGACGGCGUGGCCCCCGACGCCGAGUCCUACGCACCGGUCCUCGCCGCGCUCGCGCGCCGCGGCCGGCACCUCGCGGCGGUCUCCCUCUUCUCGCACAUGCGCGCCGUGGCGCGCGUCAAGCCCGACCUCUCCGUCUUCAACAUCGUGCUCAACGCGUACGGGCAGCUCGACCUCGCGCGCGACGCCGACCGCCUCUUCUGGUCCAUGCGCCGGGCCGGGGUGCCGCCGAGCGUCGUCACGUACAACACCAUGCUCCGCGUGUACGGCGACGCCGGGCUGUUCGGGGAGGCGGUCCACCUCUUCGGCCUCAUGUGCAGCACCGCCUCCGACGGCGGCACCGUCGUCAGGCCGAACGUGGUGACGUACAACACCAUGAUCGCCAUCCACGGCAAGGCGCUGGAGGACGACAAGGCCGGGAGCCUGGUGCAGCAAAUGCAGGCCAGCGGCAUCCAGCCCAACGCCGUCACCUACUCCACCGUCCUGUCCAUCUGGGUCAAGGCCGGGAAGCUCGACCGCGCCGCCAAGCUCUUCGACAAGCUGCGGGAGUCCGGCACGGAGAUGGACCCGGUGCUGUACCAGACGAUGGUGGUCGCGUACGAGCGCGCCGGGCUCGUCUCGCAGUCCAAGCGGCUGCUGCGCGAGCUCCGACACCCGGACCAGGCCAUCCCCAAGGAGACGGCCAUGAAGAUCCUGGCCAGCGCCGGGCGGGUGGAGGAGGCCGCGUGGCUGUUCCGCCGCGCGGUCCACACCGGCGAGGUCAAGGACCCGUCGGUGCACAGGGCGAUGAUGGCGCUGUUCGCCAAGAACCGGCGGCACCGGAGCGUGGUCGAGGUGUUCGACGAGAUGAGGAAGCUGGGCCACCUGCCGGACUCGGAGACGAUCGCCGUCACCAUGAACGCCUACGGGAAGCUCAAGGAGUUCGACAAGGCCGCGGGCCUGUACCGGGCGCUGAGGGAGGAAGGCUGCGUCUUCUCGGACAGGGUGCAUUUCCAGAUGCUCAGCUUGCUGGGCGCUCAGCAGGACUUCGACGCGCUGGAGCGGCUCGUCGGCGAGCUUAGCCAUGACCCCAGCAUCGACAAGAGGGAGCUCUAUCUUGUGUCCGCCGGCGUGUAUGAGAGAGCAUACAGGUUUGACGAGGCGGCCCAGAUCAUCAGCCAGAUUCGAAGUUCCAGCGAUUUUCGCAUCCAGAAACUCAAAUAAGAAGCUUGUAAAUAUCAGAUGGUUAGAUUUAUAAACACAUGAUCUUGGUGCAAUGGAGGUAAAAUUCCAAUGAUUUUUGCGUCCAGAAACUGAGAUAAGAAGCUUCAGUACCUCUUAUCAUGUCCAGAGUCGAGACAGCAGAGAUUCUGACAAAAUUUGAAUGUCAGCAAGCUUAAUAAUCCGCCUCUUGUGACAUGUAAGUCAGCAAAGAUUAAAUAUCAGAUGAUCAGAUUUAUAAACACAUGAUUUUGGUGAAAA